Messenger RNA from Thamnophis elegans (Western terrestrial garter snake), 2567 nucleotides. RefSeq names its product death domain associated protein (gene DAXX). Gene Ontology annotation, molecular function: histone binding. Lineage: Eukaryota; Metazoa; Chordata; Lepidosauria; Squamata; Natricidae. Bases 57 to 2495 code for a protein of 812 amino acids. The transcript is spliced from 7 exons. The record is from RefSeq and is a predicted model, not a curated record.
GGAGGGGCAGGCCCACCCACCCACCCCUUCCUGCGCGCCCGGUCCUCGGCGGGGUGAUGGUCGCGCCGCCGCCGCCGCCGGACAAGAGGCGCAGCGACAAGGCCGCCAACUCCUCCCCCGUACAGGAACAUGGCGGGGAGGGGGGGAGGGCCUCCGCUUCCGGUCCUGCGCAGUGGGCGCGGGGGCAGGCGGGUACUCGGAGGCGAGGCGAGCGGAAUCGAAAGUUGAAAGCCGUCGCUGGGAGGAGCGGCCGCCCCGCCAGCCUGGACGCCGCCGCCGCCGCCGUCACCCCCCCGGAGGAGGAGGAGGAGGCCGGUCGGCGUCUCCCUUCCCGGAGUCCGGUUCCCGCGUUGCCGCCCCUGCCGGACAAUGCCCAGCGGCCCCCGGGCCCCCCGACGGCCAUGAGCUCCCCGCCCGACGCCGCUUCCUCCUCCUCCGACUGCAUCAUCGUCCUGGACGACGACGACGAGGAGGAGGAGGACAGCCGCCCGGCCCCGCCCGGCCCCUCCGACGACGCCCGCGGCCCCCCCCGCCCGCGCUGCCCCCGCCCGCCCCCUCCGACGACGACGACGAGCCCCCCGCUGAACGGCAGCAGCAGCGGCGGCGGCCCCGAGGAGAAGGGGCUCCGCGCAGGGAACGAGCGGCUCUUCCAGGAGUUCGUGGCCUUCUGCUCCAAGCACACUGAGGACCACCCCGAGGUCAUCGACUACCUGUCCGGCCGCCACCAGAAGACCAGUCCAGAGUACCUGGCCUCGGUGGAGUUCCACAACGUCCUGAGCCGCUGCCUGACGCGGGUGCAAGCCAGGAGAAACAAAGUCUACGUUUACAUUAACGAACUCUGCACCACUUUCCGUGCCCAUUCACAGAGGAAAAGGGCUGUGGCCCCCGGCCCCGCAGGCGCCCAGGAUGCCCCGGCUGCCCCUGCCCCCCAGACGCCCUCCGAGCCCGCCAAGCCCUGUGUGGGCAACAAGCGGCAGAUCCGCUACCUGGAGAACCUGCUGCGGGUUUACGCCACCGAGAUCCAACGGCUGCAGGAGCAGGAGCUGGACUUGGAGGAGCUGGAUAGCCAGGAUUCGGCCUACCUGCAGGAAAGCCGCCUCAAGCGCCGGCUGAUGCACGUCUUCAAGCGCCUCUGCCAGCUGAAGGACUGCAACAGCCUGACCGGCCGCGUCAUAGAGCAGCGCAUCCCCUACCGCGGGACCCGCUAUCCAGAGGUCAACCGGCGCAUCGAGCGGCUGAUCAACCAGCCGGAGGCCUUCCCGGACUUUGCCGACAUCCUCAAGGUGGUGCAAAAGGCCAACGACCGUCACAACCUGGGGCUGCCCAAGCGCCAGAUGGAGGUCAUGGCACGCGACGCCUUCCGUGACGUGGGCGCCCAGCUGCAAGAGCGGCGACGCCUCGACCUGGUGUACAACUUUGGCAGCCAUCUCACCGAUCAGUAUCGGCCUAAUACUGACCCAGCCCUGGCGGAUGUGGAGUUAGCCCGGCACCUGCAGCGCAACCAGGCGCUGGGUGUGCAGCGCUUGGAGGAGGUGAUUGCUCAGUUCGCUCAGCUGCAGGACAAGAGCGAGGAGCAGCAGCAGCAGGGGGGCAGAGGGACCCAGUCCAGCAGAGCCGCGGAGGGGGAGCCGGCCUCCCCAAAGGAGUCCGUCUCGGGCACAGCCGCCAGAGAGGACAGCGGCACAGGCCCCAAGGAGAGCAGUAAGAAGGGGGCACCGUGGGAAGAAGAGGAGGAGGAGGAGGAAGAAGAGGAGGAGGAGGAAGAAGAGGAAGACUCGGACUCGGAGUCCGACCUAGAGGCAGAGCUGGCCCACUGCCUGGAUGGUGGAGAGGAGGAAGAGGAGGAAGAGGAGGAGGAGGCAGCUCCAGGUAAGGGCCCCCCUGCUCUGGACGCAGAGGCCGACCAGCAGAUGGAGGUGCCCGAGGUGGUCCUGUUCUCUGAGGAGGAGGAGGAGGGUCUCCUGCCCUCUUGGGAGUCUCAGCAGCUGCUCUUGCAGAUGAAGCAGGAGGAGGAGGAAGGGGGGGAGGCCAGCCCAGCCCCCUCUCCUGGGGGGCAGCAGGACUCGGCCCCCAGGGCCGCCAAGCGCAGCCAGUCGCUGGAGAACGGGGAGCUCAACGGGCAGCAGCCGGCCAGCAAGAGGAGCCGUGCUUGGGGGCAGCCCCCCAUUUGCAACAGCAUCAGCAGCACCACCCCCUCCUCCGCCAGGGAGGGGGGCUGCAUCAAGGUGCCCAGCUCUGGCUCCGAGGGGGGGGAGGAGGAGGAGGAGGAGUGGCCGCCCCCCCAGAGCCCGGCCCCCAUGGCCGACUCCACCCGCCCGGACUCCCCCGGAUUCGGCCUGGUCUCCAGCAGCCAGGGCAGCCCCAGGACCCCGGCCCCACGGCGGCAGCAGCGGCAGCAGCGGUCCAAGCAGCCGCCGGAGGACCCCCUCACCAGGACCAGCGUGGCCACCCAGUGCGACCCGGAGGAGAUCAUCGUCCUCUCCGACUCGGAGUAGCCGCGGACUUCGCGGGGGGGGGAGGGAGGGGCGGGGCGGGGGGAUUCGGAAUAAAAGGACUAUUUUUCUGCA